Molecule: messenger RNA, 651 nt
Organism: Pyrus x bretschneideri (Chinese white pear)
Lineage: Eukaryota; Viridiplantae; Streptophyta; Magnoliopsida; Rosales; Rosaceae
Source: RefSeq, a predicted model, not a curated record
AUUUGAGAACAACUUACGGUAUAACUUCGCAUGGCGUCAGCUGCCAAUGAAACAAAACAUAUGGACUGCCAGUUAUUUUUAGAUGACGUUCGGAUUCAACACAUUGGAUAAUAACAACUCCUGGUUGGGUUGACGACACGUUUCUUUGUCACACGCAAAUAAAAAGGGUGUCCAUGUCAAUUAUCUCCUUUGGUUUGGGAUUGCCACCAUAUAGAUCUUCUCGGAGAGAGAUGAGAGAGAUGGAGAAAAAGAGUGAGAGGGAGAGGAAGGAGCAUAAGGGAAAGGUAUGCAAGAGGUGUAAAGAAAGUUACAGAGUCUCCUCUAACACCUCUUCCUCAUGCCGCUUCCACCCUUCUUUCUUCGUCUGUCGCCGUCAUGACGACCAGAAAAGGUACUAUGAAUUGGGACCCAACGAUCCACCAUACGCUACUAAGUUCUACGACUGUUGUGGGGCUGAGGAUCCUGAGGCAUCCGGCUGCACUACCAGUUUCCAUGUUUCAUAUGAUGACAAUUGAACCAUGUAAUAUCUCUCUUCUAAGUUUCAUCAUUUCAUUCAGUCUUGCUCUUGCACUCUAAUCAAGUUUCUCUAUCUCCAUUCUCCAAUAAUCUCAUCUCUUUUAUAUAAAAAUGAAGUUGAUGCAUAAUUGUUAA